This is a messenger RNA of Cyprinodon tularosa, 1565 nucleotides long. RefSeq names its product PDZ and LIM domain 1 (elfin) (gene pdlim1). The record is from RefSeq and is a predicted model, not a curated record. Gene Ontology annotation, cellular component: stress fiber; filamentous actin; Z disc. The coding region runs from base 104 to 1075 and encodes 323 amino acids. Gene Ontology annotation, molecular function: muscle alpha-actinin binding; actin binding. NCBI's taxonomy places the organism in Eukaryota, Metazoa, Chordata, Actinopteri, Cyprinodontiformes, Cyprinodontidae. The transcript is spliced from 7 exons. Gene Ontology annotation, biological process: heart development; actin cytoskeleton organization; muscle structure development.
AGCCUCAAAUCACCGACCGCUCCUGUCAGAAGCAGCAGGAACCGAGCCAGGGGACCGAGGUUGGUUAGUAAACGCCUAAAGCUACCUACUUUAGCCUGCCGCUAUGCCGCCUGUCCGGGUAGUGAUGCAGGGUCCCGGUCCGUGGGGGUUCCGGCUGGUUGGGGGUAAAGACUUCGAACAGCCGCUGGCCAUUUCCCGGGUCAACCCUGGAAGCAAAGCAGCCCAGGCCAACUUGUGCAUCGGAGACAUAAUUUUAUCUAUCAAUGGCGAGCCAACAGAGAGCAUGACUCACUUGGAGGCGCAGAACAAGAUCAAGGGCUGCGUAGAGGAAAUGGCGCUCUCCAUUGACAGGUCUGAAAGUAAGCUGUGGUCACCACUUUCAUCCGAGGAAGGAAAGACGCACCCUUACAAGAUGAACCUUGCGUCAGAACCACGGGAGGUGAAACACAUCGGUUCAUCCCACAACAGGAGCGCCCUGCCCUUCUCUGGAUUUGGCCCCCAAGUCGUGACCAACCAGUACAACAGUCCGUCCGGUCUGUACUCAUCGGAGAACAUCAAGGACUUCAACUCCGCUGUGGACGAAGUGAAGACGGUGGCCACGAAUAAUGAGCCCAACAACAAAGCUCCGUCAGAGCAGCCAGCAGCAGGCAAGCGACCGGCCGUACCAGCAGACUCUGAGGUCUACAAGAUGCUCCAGGAGAACCAAGAGUCUGAUGAGCCCCCCCGACAAUCGGCUUCCUUCAAGGUCCUUCAGGAGAUUCUAGAGACGGGUGACUCAGAUAAACCAUCAGGCUUCAGGAGUGUGAAAGCUCCGACUACAAAGAUCGGAUCUUCUGUGGGGAACGCAGAGAAGCUGCCAGUCUGUGACAAAUGUGGUUCUGGGAUUGUGGGCAUGUUGGUGAAGCUGAGGGACAAGUUCCGCCACCCUGAGUGCUACACCUGCACAGACUGCGACGUCAACCUAAAACAGAAGGGACAUUUCUUCGUGGAGGACCAGAUUUACUGCGAGACGCACGCACGAGAGCGGGUCACUCCGCCCGAGGGCUACGACGUAGUCACAGUCUUCCCCAAGUAGAGCGUUUAUCCCGGCCUGGCCUCGGACUGCACACUGCUUUACGGUUUGCUUCAAACGCGUGCUUCUGAGACUAUUAAGCGGACCUCCGCUUCGUUACGUUUCAGCGCUGUCACAGGUAUGCAGAAAGGAAAGAGCUUUGUAUGUACAAAAGUUGAUUUGCACAUGAAUUUUGGCCACAGGAUCUUUUUUUUUUCCUUUCUUUGAAACAUAAUCAAAUCGUCUUACUGCCAACCACUGUUUCACUCCGGCUUUUCUCUGUCGUUUUUUUUUUUUUCCUAAAUCAUAAAACAAAUGUCAGUCAGCUUGGAUGAAACUUGCCUUUUAUACAAUUCAGAAAUAUUUUUAUACACCAGAAUAGCCAAAAGCGUAAUAGAACAUGAUUGCCAAAUAAAUAUUUUCGCUUUAAUCGGUUGAUAGUGCUUUGUGGUUAUUGUGUAUAUGUAUAAAUGCAGACUGUAGUUCAACAGUAUUAAAUUUCAAUACGACCAAA